AUAUAGAUACCAGGAAAAAGGAUAUCUACGGAAAGAUACAGAGAUAGUUGAGACAACCUGAACGUCAUUCUAGUUUGAUGAUAACCAUUUGCCCGAAAGUUGAACUUACACAAACCACACCUUAUAUACUUGUUGUUGUUUCGCAACGGUUUCUAUUGCUCAUCGGCCGUAUUAAAUAUCGCGAAUUAGAUUGAAUUAUAUGGGAUUGAACCACGAGUAAUUAUUAUCGCUUCUGGAAAAUAACAAUAAUCUCUUGAUAAUUCACGAUGCCUCUCACUACCCCAUCCCUAUUCCCUCCGGAAUCGCAUGUGUUUUCAAAAUUUCCAAGUCGCCGAAGUGUAGUUCAUAGUACGAGAGGUAUCGUGUCAUGCACGCAACCACUCGCAGCGAAAUGUGGUAUCGAAGUGUUGGAGGCGGGGGGUAACUGCGCUGAUGCGGCCGUAGCGGUUGCCGCCGGUCUCAACAUGACGGAGCCAUGCUCCACAGGUAUAGGUGGUGACAUGUUCUGUCUCUUUUACGAUGCCAAGACGAAAAAGGUCUCGGCCAUGAACGGCUCGGGCCGCUCAGGCAAUAAGUGCACUCUUGAGACUAUCCGCAAUUCACUAGGUCUCAAGGAAGGCGAGUCAGGUAGAAUUCCCAUGGCUAGUGUGCACGCCGUCUCCGUGCCCGGAGCCGCAGCCGGAUGGUACGACACGGUCCAGAGGUUCGGCAGCGGAAAGGUGUCUCUAGAACAAAUUCUAGCACCCGCGAUUAGGUUGGGUGAGGAAGGUUUCCCUGUUUCAGAGGGCGUCGCGUAUUUUUGGAAUAAAUCGGAACCACAAAUCAGACAAGCAUCUCCUAAUGGCGGCGAGAUGCUCAAGAAGGAUCCCAGCGCACAAAACGGCGUGCGCGCCCCUAAAGCAGGAGAAAUCAUGAAGAACCCGAACCUAGCAAAAACAUUCCGCGCUUUAGCUACAGAAGGUAAAAAGGGGUUCUACGCCGGGCACAUCGCAACCGAACUCGUCAAAGUAGUCCAAGACCUCGGCGGACACCUCGAGCUAGACGACUUAACACACCACCUAGAAACCGGCACCGAGCCCGUCGAGCCUAUCUCUCUCAAAUUUCGAGGCCAGAAAGUAGCCGAAUUACUAGGCGACAAAACCACCGGCGACGCUGCCCAAAAGCAAGACAUUGGUCUUGAACUCUGGGAACACCCACCCAACGGGCAAGGCAUAGUAGCUCUUAUGGCCCUUGGAAUCAUCCAAGAACUCGAAGCCGCGGGUAAAAUCCCAACUUGGUCGUCUUCCGAUUUCAACACAGCGCCGUAUCUCCACGCUAUUAUUGAGUCCCUACGCAUCGCUUUCGCGGACGCAGCGUGGUUCGUCGCGGACCCGAAUGUCUCGAAGGUGCCCACAAGCUCGCUAAUCUCACAACCGUACCUCGCUUCUCGCGCCGAACUCUUCGAUGCGACGAAAGCAUCAAGCAAUGUCCCGCACGGCUCACCCGCCUGGCAGAGCAGCGACACGGUGUACUUCGCGGUAUCCGAUUCGGAGGGUAACGCGAUUUCGUUCAUCAACAGUAACUACGGCGGCUUCGGUACAUGUAUUAUCCCCGCGGGAUGCGGGUUUACGCUGCAAAACCGCGCGGCGAACUUUUCGCUUGAGAAGGGACAUCCAAAUGUUCUAGAGCCGAGGAAGAGGCCGUAUCAUACGAUAAUCCCGGCUGCGGUGACGAAUUUGCAUGAUGGGAGUUUGCAUAGUGUGUACGGUGUUAUGGGGGGGUUUAUGCAGCCCCAGGGUCAUGUACAGGUCCUUCUGGGACAGGUUGUGGGACGGUGGAGUGUUCAGCAGGCGUUGGAUGCGCCGAGGAUUUGUAUUGGUUCCGGCAUGAGUCAGAGUGGGAAAGAGGACUUGACGGUGUUUGUAGAAGAGGGUAUGCCGGCGGAAACGGUCGAGGGUUUGAAGAAGCUGGGUCACGAUGUUCAGGUCGUGACAGAUAUGGGAAGGUCGCAGUUUGGUCGUGGUCAGAUUAUUAGGUGGACUCUUGAUCCUGUGGAGAAUAUCGGUGUGUGGUCUGCGGGUAGCGAUCCUAGGGGAGAUGGUGCAGCGUAUCCUUUGUAAGGGGGUCGCAGUCGUCGCUGACUUGAAGUGCUAUGAAAUGUUAGAGUAAACGACAGUAGAUCUAGUAAAUUCCA
Hypoxylon trugodes is the source of this 2173-nucleotide messenger RNA. Its product is annotated as gamma-glutamyltranspeptidase. The record is from RefSeq and is a predicted model, not a curated record. Lineage: Eukaryota; Fungi; Ascomycota; Sordariomycetes; Xylariales; Hypoxylaceae. The coding region runs from base 267 to 2099 and encodes 610 amino acids. The transcript is spliced from 4 exons.